This is a messenger RNA of Erigeron canadensis, 1043 nucleotides long. Its product is annotated as probable esterase KAI2. Lineage: Eukaryota; Viridiplantae; Streptophyta; Magnoliopsida; Asterales; Asteraceae. Gene Ontology annotation, biological process: response to karrikin. The coding region runs from base 108 to 920 and encodes 270 amino acids. The record is from RefSeq and is a predicted model, not a curated record. The transcript is spliced from 2 exons.
CCCAUACAUGUGGUGAUCAGUCCACCACUUUAAUUUGAUUCCACAAUAUAAAAAAAUCUUUCACACCUUUGUACACAUACCACAAAAAAAUAAAAACAUAGACAAGUAUGGGUGUUGUAGAACAAGCUCACAAUGUGAAAAUACUAGGAUCAGGUGACCAAACAAUCGUAUUGGCACAUGGGUUUGGUACGGACCAAUCUGUAUGGAAACAUUUAGUACCUCAUCUAGUUGAAGAUUACAAGGUAAUUGUUUAUGAUAACAUGGGGGCAGGUACUACUAACCCUGAUUACUUCAACUUUGAAAGAUAUGCAACACUUGAAGGCUUUGCAUAUGAUGUUAUUGGCAUUUUGGAGGAGCUUCAAGUUUCUUCAUGUAUAUUUGUUGGUCAUUCCGUGUCGGCUAUGAUUGGCGCCGUUGCUUCUAUUACUAGGCCUGAUUUGUUUUCCAAAAUCUUGAUGAUUUCCGCUUCUCCAAGGUAUUUGAACGAUGUGGAUUACUUUGGAGGAUUCGAACAAGAAGAUCUAGACCAACUAUUUCAAGCGUUGGAGUCAAAUUUCAAGGCAUGGUGUUCUCAUUUCGCUCCAUUAGCCGUUGGUGGUGACAUGGAAUCAGUCGCGGUUCAAGAAUUCAGCCGGACACUUUUCAACAUGAGACCAGACAUAGCCUUAAGUGUUGCACAAACUAUUUUCCAAAGUGAUAUGCGACAUCUAUUGCGCCACGUUGUAGUUCCAUGUCACAUAAUCCAAAGCAUGAAAGAUCUAGCGGUUCCCGUGGUGGUCUCCGAAUACUUGCAUCAAAAUCUUGGUGGUCAGUCCAUCGUCGAGGUCAUGUCAACCGACGGUCACCUCCCACAGUUGAGCUCACCAGAUGUCGUGGUUCCAGUGCUCUUAAGGCAUAUCCGUUGUGAUAUCGCAGUGUAAUUAUAUAAUAAUUAACUAGGGUGUUUUUUUGGUUUAUCUUUGUUGGGUGAACUACAACUUGUUGAUAAAACAUCUUUAUCAAUUUGGAAUAAUAAUAUAUGUUGUAAUUGUGCUUGUACUGUA